AAAGCUGAAUAUGUCAAGAAGAUGCAUGAGCGUGUGAAGGCUCAAAUUGAGAGAAAGAAUGAGAGUUAUGCUAGGCAAGCUAACAAGGGAAGAAAGGAGGUGGUGUUCCAACCCGGAGAUUGGGUUUGGGUGCACAUGAGGAAGGAAAGGUUUCCAGAACAAAGGAAAUCCAAACUCCAACCUAGAGGGGAUGGACCUUUUCAAGUGCUUGAGAGAAUCAAUAACAAUGCCUACAAAAUAGAGCUUCCAGAGGGAGGGAAUGAUGAGGACAAGGACAAGGACAAAGGUCAUGGAGCACUAAAAGGACUUGGAGGACCAAUGACUAGGGCAAGGGCUAAAAGGGCCAAGGAAGCACUUCAACAGAUGAUAGCAUUAGCUCUUGAGGAAGGAACCAAUGUGCACGAACUUGAGCCCAAAUUGGUGAAUUUCCUCAUGAACUAUGAAGAGGAAGUCGUCCAAGAUCAGCCCAAUUAAUUGGAGCUGAGUUCGAAUUUUAUUUCUAGUUUUUUUUUUCAAUCCAAUAAGUCCCUAAUACACCAAGGAUGCAUUAGCAAUUAAUGGACCUGAAGUGGAGGCAUGUGGGGCGUGAAUAAGAAGGCUUUAAGGGAGGAAUAUUCCAAGUUUGCAUCAGCUCUUGAUGGCUGAAGUAAAACUCCAAGAAUCUCUUUCAAUUGAAGUUAAUUUCCUGUUUUUGUUUAAUGUAAUGAGAGAAAGUUUAGGGGCUGUUACAAGCUGAGCUUGACCAGCUCAUUAGGAGUUUUUAUUUGAAUUUUCAGCUCAGAAUUGGAUGUUAAAACUCCAUAAUUAGUCAUUAAUUGGAGUUAAGAUCAUGUCUCACCUUUGUAAUUCAAAACAAAGCCAAACUCUUUUAAAAGGGAGGGACGGCCAAGCAUGGAGAUCAUGAAUGAAUAAGAUUAUUUUUUCUGAGUUAGUUCAGUUUGUUGAGAGUGAUUCUCAUAUCCC
Molecule: messenger RNA, 963 nt
Organism: Lotus japonicus
Lineage: Eukaryota; Viridiplantae; Streptophyta; Magnoliopsida; Fabales; Fabaceae
Exons: 2
Coding region: 22-474 (150 amino acids)
Source: RefSeq, a predicted model, not a curated record